UAGCUGCAGAAUGAUAGGACUGAGUGGAUUGAAAUUGAUUUGAAGUGCGCCGUCGAGUGUGUGUUUGUCGCUAGGAGUAGUGAACUACCGUCUCUGUCCAAGUGAUCAUGCGGUGGCCAACAGCCAACACUUUCUCCAGUCACGCUCUAUCGUUGCAAGCUCAGUGAUGGUCGCAUUGGCUAGCUGCUAUUUGCUGGCUUGAACUUUGAAGAAGCAUCAGUACCUCUCCUGCGCACUGGGCAGUGCGGCUGUGCGUGAGUUCAGCUUUCGCAGGUGUAAGCCAACGCGGUACCACACUGCAGUUCUGUCGGCUCUUGUGGAGCACCACAGCAGAAUAGUUUCCGUCGUGGACCGUUUGCAAAACUUGCACCAGAGAAGGCAUCGUUAUGCCUAGCACUGCACGAAUUUGAUGAGAAGGUGACCGAUUAUUGUACUGGUGGCGAGAUCUGCGUCGAGAAGAAGCACAAUCUUGAGGCGCAGUUACGAGAAAACAACUCCCUUCCUGCCUUCAUCUUCGUGGAAAUUGCGGUUCUUCCGGUCGAAGGAGUGGCACUGCGAUCAGUGGUGUUGUAGCGGCAGCAGGUUUUGCGGAGUGCAGCAGAUUGAUUACUGGACGGGGAUUCGCACUACACCGGAAUCCCGUCGGCUGUGACGCCGGCAGCUGUCCAGCAAGGGGUGACGGAGGAUGAACUCCCUGUGGAUCAUCGUAAUCAGCACGGCGGCGACGUGCGUGCAAUGCGCACCAGCUGAACCAUGCGCUUCGGAAACAGACUUCACUUGCACGGCCAGCCGUGCCUGUGUUCCGCGAUCAUGGCGAUGUGAUGGUGAACCCGACUGCACUGAUGCAUCAGACGAAGUUGGAUGCCAGGAUGUAUCGUGCGAGGACCACCAGUUCAUGUGCAGCAACGGCCAUUGCAUACCAGAGGCGUGGGAAUGUGACACCGAUGUCGACUGCACGGACGGCAGUGAUGAGGUCGGCUGUGCCGCGCCAACUUGCAACCCUCUACAUCAGUACACAUGCAAUGACGGCACAUGUAUACAUUCGUCAUGGCGAUGCGAUGGAGACAUCGACUGCUUAAGUGCGGAGGAUGAAGAUUGCGGGACAAAUGUGUCGUGUUCGGCUGGUGAGUCACGCUGUGCCGACGGUCGUGAGUGCAUAAACCAGCACUGGGUGUGCGACGGUGAGGCAGAUUGUCGCGAUGGCUCAGACGAGGCUGGAUGCCCGGCGACGCCCUGUCGUAGUUUUGAGUGGCAGUGCAACAACAGCAAGUGCAUCCCAAGCUCGUACGUGUGCGACUUGGACAACGACUGCGGCGACAACUCCGACGAACACUGUCCCUCUCCAGAGCCUGGUAAAUGCCGCAGCACUGAAUUCAGCUGCAGUAACGGCGGCUGUAUCCGCAAGACGUGGCAGUGCGACGGCGACAACGACUGCGGCGACCUGUCCGAUGAGAAGAACUGUCCUGACUUUGAGUGCAUCGCUCCCCAGGUCAAGUGCAGAACGGAGAACCGCUGCUAUUCGUCCCACAUGGCAUGUGACGGUGUCAACCAUUGUUUUGACGCAAGCGACGAGGAAAACUGCCCAUCAGCACAGCCACCGAAUAUCUGCGGACAUGACUACCACUGCGGCGAUGCCACCUGUGUGAACCACACGCAGAUAUGCGACGGCAAGCGGGACUGCCCGGACGGCAAAGACGAGGAGCUCUGCUCUUCGAAUCCUGUGGACGAGUGCCGUACGAACACGCACCAGUGUGCUCACGAAUGCAUCAACACACUGGGUUCAUACUACUGUCUCUGCCAGAAAGGAUUCGUGCUCACCGAGGACCACCGAGGAUGCGUCGAUGUGAACGAGUGUGAGAUCCUGGGUUCUUGCAGUCAGAUGUGCCAUAACACAAUAGGCAGUUACACAUGUAGCUGUGCUGAUGGCUAUCUGCAGUAUGCUAACAGAAGAUGUCGAGCAACGGGUCCACCAGGGUCGCUGAUUUUCUCCAACCGAGAAGACAUCCGACAACUGACUUUGGAUGGCAGCAAGUACACCACUAUUAUACCAUCACAGAAAAAUGCCAUCGCAGUGGAUUAUCACUACCAACGGGAUCUUCUGUUCUGGACUGAUAUCACCCUGGAUGUGGUCUUCUCUUCCUUCCUGAAUGGAACCAACACGCGUCGCAUUGUCGACCUUGGCCUGUCCAGUCCGGGCGGUCUCAGCGUGGACUGGAUGAACGACCUGCUGUACUGGACUGACUCCGGCAGUGGAAGAAUAGAGGCUGGAACACUGGAUGGUAGCAAGCGACAGGUCAUAGCCCACCAAGGGGUGGGCAAACCGCGUGCAAUCGUUGUCGACCCAUGUCGUGGCGUACUGUACUGGACCGACUGGGGAGAAGAGCCAAAGAUCGAGAAGGCAAGUCUCGACGGAACGCAUCGAACAGUACUGGCCAACACACGGCUAUUCUGGCCGAAUGGUUUGACACUAGACUUUGAAGCACAGCGUUUGUACUGGGUGGAUGGCAAGUUUCACGUCCUGGAAACGAUGAACACCGACGGCAGUGCACGGCAGGUGAUGCUGACGGCUGUGAGAGGUCUCCAACAUCCCUUUGCAAUCACCGUCUUUCAAGACUUCCUUUUCUGGUCCGACUGGCAAACAAAGACGAUCUACAUCGCCAACAAGUUUGAUGGCAGCCAGCGCCUACGCCUGCAAGACAAUCUUCUCUUCCCAAUGGAUCUGCAAGUACACCAUCCGCUAAGACAGCCACAGUGUUCUUCCAAGCGCUGCCCGCCUAAUCACGGCUGUCAGUAUAUGUGCUUACCAAGGGUAGCAGCGGCUGGAGAGCUACCAUACCGAUGUGUGUGUGGAACAGGAUUCAAGCUGGAGAGUAACAACCGAACGUGCAAUUAUCGCCCCAAGGAAUAUCUUCUGUUCAGCCGACAACGUGACAUUCGCAGAGCCAGUCUGGACUCUAACAGCUUCCUGGACACGGUCAUACCCUACAACAGUGUGCAGAGCAUAGUGGCGCUGGACUUCCACGAGAAAACACGGAAGAUCUUCUGGAGCGACGUGGUGGCCGACACGAUCAACCGCGGCGACGAACUCGGUCAAACACAGGAGGUGGUCAUCAACACUGCGUUAGGAAGCCCGGCAGGUAUUGCAGUCGACUGGGUAACUGACAAGAUCUACUGGACAGAUGGCGGCAACGACUUCAUCGAGGUCGCAAACCUGGACGGAACGCAGCGAUCUGUGGUCCUGUACACAGGACUUGACAGACCGCGUGACAUUGUUGUCGAUCCGUAUGAUAGAAAAAUGUACUGGACGGACUGGAGUACUACAGCACCUGGCAUUGAGGUGGCCUACAUGGAUGGAUCAUAUCGAAGGAAGCUAGUGUCCAAAAACAUCACCUGGCCCAAUGGCCUGGCACUGGACCUGUACGGCGGACCAGAUAAGCGACUCUACUGGGUGGACGGUGGACAGAAGACCAUCGAGUCCAUCCGCCUGGACGGCUCUGGCCGAAUGACAAUCCUGGAGAGCGAGCACACACUACCGCAUCCAUUCGGUAUUACUGUGUAUGGGGGUAAUAUUUACUGGACUGACUGGCAGACCGAAUCCCUCCAGCGCUCCGACCUGAAUGGCCACAAUCGUGAGACUCUGUUUGACAACUUGCCAAGCCUCAUGGAUGUCAAGGUUUUCCACACGCCACCAGCAUUGGACGUUCCAUCGCCCUGUAUGAUUGGCAAUGGCGGUUGCAGUGAUCUCUGCUUGCUGUCCGUGGACCCGUCACAACCAACCUGCCAGUGUCCGACGGGAAUCAAGCUCAGGGACGACGGGAAGACGUGUGAAGCUGACCUUGAGAACUAUCUGAUUGUGUCGCGGCGCACGACGAUAUCUCGCAUUUCGACGGACGUUCCGUAUCGCAAGGAGUCACCUCUGCCAAUCACCAGUCUGGAGAAUGCCAUUGCUCUGGACGUCGAUAGUGCUAGUGGGCUGCUGUUCUGGACGGAUGGCCACAGGGGACAGAUCUCUAGAUCCACCGUGACGGGAGAGAACGUUGUGGCAAUCCAGGACAUUGCAAUCGAGACGCCGGACGGUAUUGCCCUGGACACAGCAUCACAUUUAGUGUACUGGACGGACACCAACACUGAUCGUAUUGAGGUCUGCACGUACCAGGGCAUGCACAGGAGAGUGCUCAUCUGGGAGGAUCUGCAUAGUCCACGCGCCAUUAGCCUUGAUGUGGCCAGAGGGUUCAUGUACUGGACUGACUGGGGACGCGACGCUCGCAUCGAGCGAGCGUGGCUGGACGGCACUCACCGCGAGUCCCUGAUCACCACCGACAUCCAGUGGCCCAACGGACUCACGCUGGACCUGUCCAACAGGCACAUGUACUGGGUGGACGCCAUGCGUCAUACGCUGGAGAGAAGCGGCCUUGACGGUUCCGGCAGGAUCGCCCUGCGCGAUGAUCUCGCUCACCCGUACGGGCUGACCAUACUCGACCAGGUAGUAUACUGGACUGACUGGCAGGAGAGGGCCAUUCUGCAGUACGACAUUGCGAAAGGUAACAUUUCCAUCACUAUUCCGCACUUGGCCAACCAAAUGGAUGUCCAUGGAGUUAGCAGUCUCGGCAGAUCAGUGAGGACGCAGUGUAGCAGUAACAACGGCGGCUGUGAUCAGCUAUGCCUCAACACGCCGGAGGGCGCCAAGUGUGCCUGCUCCACGGGACUCGUAGCAUUGGAAGGAACGUGUCCAAGAGUGCCGGACGAGUUCCUACUGUUCUCGACCAGCCAAAGCAUCCGUCGCAUAUCGCUGGACACACCAGACAUGACUGACAUCAUUAUAAUACCCAGCCAGAAGAAUGCCAUUGCGGUGGACUUCCACGCGUCAUCAAAGCGGCUUUAUUGGUCAGAUGUUAAGGACGAUGUCAUCCUACGAUCAGAAUAUGAUGGCAGUAACCAAGAGCUGGUGGUGAAAGAUAUCGCCACACCGGAUGGUAUUGCGGUAGACUGGAUUGGUGAUCACAUCUACUGGACGGACACGGGUGGCAACAUGAUCGAAGUGGCUCGCUUGGACGGAACCGGGCGCAAGGUGAUCAUCAAUACCGACUUGGACGAGCCGCGCGACAUCACACUUUAUCCUUCCAGAGGGUUGAUGUUCUGGUCCGACUGGGGCAAUGAUCCGCGGAUCGAGCGAAGCAACAUGGCCGGAUUGAACCGAACUGUCAUCGUACGAGAUACGGAGAGCAUGGAGUUGGGGUGGCCCAACGGACUGACAAUUGACUUUCAACUUGACCGGCUGUUCUGGGCGGAUGCACGGUUAGAUACCAUCGAGAGUGUGACGCUGGAUGGGUAUGAUAGAAAGGCAAUCUUCCGUGACCUCCCGCACCCAUUCGGACUGACCAUAUUCAAGUCUAACCUCUACUGGACCGACUGGCAGAGAAGAGCGAUCUCAAAGGGCUCCGUGGACCCGGAGAAAAACUCAAUGACCCCCACCAUUGUCGAAUCAAACCUGCGCAGCCUGAUGGAUAUCCAGGUGGUCAGCGUGGACCGACAGCAAGGCACAAAUGGCUGUGGCCGGGGACACAUGUGUACGGCGGAGCAGCUGUGUCUGCCAAUCAACAGUGACGCAUACCGAUGCGUCUGCCCGGAUGACGUCAAUCCUCUGGCCUGCGGUGAGGUGGUUGAGGCCCCGAUCACCACCAGCAGCAGAAUGUCAGUACAGUUGACCUCACCGGGACCCGUUCAGAACUCCGGAGUAUCCGGCACAGUGGCACCAGCCACGGUGGGAGAAUUGAAGAAAGACGAGAAACACUUGCCAUUGUUCAUUGGAGUUGGUGCCAGCGGUUUCCUGCUCGUCCUGCUCGUGUUCAUUCUAGCAUUAGCCUGGUACACGCGGCAAACACGCAAAUCCGAUAGGGCAGUAGUGACGGCUCUCACCACCGCGCAGAGCUACAGAAACCCUGCGUUUGGUUCUGUCUCCAGUGUGGAAAAAUCACCAACGACACCAGUCUCUAUCACAAUGGACAGGCAGCUCAUCCCAGAACAUAUGUCAGGCUACGAGACAACUCUUUGAAGAGGGUAGCCACACGAAUCAGGCGCCGGCGCCAGUCUCUCAUUCUGUUCAACGUGCUUCUCCCACCACCAUCAUUACGUCAGCCACACGCGCGCGCACACACACACACACACACACGCACACACAUGCGCGCAUGGUGGUACGCAUACACGACAGCACGACCAGCACUGAUAUCCUUCUCUGCAUGGAAUACGGUAUUUCUCGAGUUGAUAUCUAAUUUGUGACUAGUUAUAUUUUAGACGUCGAGCUAGUGUAAUGUCGUCAAUAGCAAAUUUUGAAUGAUGUGUACGGAGGGCACGUGUACCCACACACACCCAUAAUGCUUUGCACAUGCCAUUCUUAGAUAUUAAGCAAUCGGAUAAUGAAAUUUCCCUGAUUUUUGCAACUCGAAACGUGCACGCUUCUCAACUUGACAUUUAUUUUCCUUCGAAUCUUGUAUCUCCUCUGCCGAUUCUCUAAGCAGACAGAAGUGAAUGUAUGCAGCUAGAAGAGAAAA
This is a messenger RNA of Sycon ciliatum, 6548 nucleotides long. Its product is annotated as low-density lipoprotein receptor-related protein 4-like. The transcript has 41 exons. The coding region runs from base 686 to 6052 and encodes 1788 amino acids. Lineage: Eukaryota; Metazoa; Porifera; Calcarea; Leucosolenida; Sycettidae. Gene Ontology annotation, molecular function: calcium ion binding; hormone binding; protein binding. Gene Ontology annotation, biological process: receptor-mediated endocytosis. Gene Ontology annotation, cellular component: plasma membrane; signaling receptor complex; apical plasma membrane. The record is from RefSeq and is a predicted model, not a curated record.